AUGUCCUACAGGCCCAACCCCUUCUUCGCUGCCACCAGCUCCUUCAUGGCCCCCUCCGUCGGCGACAAGGUCGACAACGCCAUCGCCCAGGGCAAGGCCCUCGGUGAGGACGCCCAGGCCAGGGCCAACGAGCUCGCCGGCAAGGCCGACCUCAAGAUCCAGGACGCCAAGGAGGCCGCCAAAGUCUCUGCUUCUGGCGCCCCCACUGGUGUCGACCUUUACGCUCGUUUCGCCCUUGCUGGUGCCCUCGGUUGUGCUGUCACCCACGGUGCCCUUACUCCCGUUGAUGUCGUCAAGACCCGAAUUCAGCUCGAGCCCGAGGUCUACAACAGGGGUAUGAUCGGUUCUUUCCGACAGAUCAUUGCUGGUGAGGGUGCCGGUGCCCUGCUUACGGGACUUGGGCCCACUGCUGUUGGUUACGCGAUCCAGGGUGCUUUCAAGUUCGGUGGUUACGAGUUCUGGAAGAAGCAGGCUAUCGACCUCGUCGGUAUCGACACUGCCCGAGAGAACCGACAGGUCAUCUACCUUGGUGCCUCUGCCAUCGCCGAGUUCUUCGCCGACAUUGCCCUCUGUCCUCUUGAGGCCACCCGAAUCCGACUCGUGUCCCAGCCCACCUUCGCUAACGGUCUCGUUGGUGGUUUCGCUAGGAUCUUGAAGGAGGAGGGUCCCGGUGCUUUCUACGCCGGUUUCGGUCCCAUCCUCUUCAAGCAGGUCCCUUACACCAUGGCCAAGUUUGGUGUCUUCGAGGUCGCCGUCGAGAAGAUCCUCAAGGCUACUGGCAAGUCCAAGGACUCUCUUUCCGGUGGUCAGCAGACCAGCCUUAACCUCAGUGCUGGUCUCAUCGCUGGUAUGGCCGCCGCCGUCAUCUCUCAGCCCGCCGACACCCUUUUGUCCAAGAUCAACAAGACCAAGGGUGCCCCCGGUCAGUCCACCACCUCCCGACUCGUCCAGAUGGCCGGUACCCUCGGUGCCAAGGGUCUCUUCACUGGUAUGACCACUCGUCUUGUCAUGAUCGGUACCCUUACCGCUGGUCAAUUCUUGAUCUACGGUGACAUCAAGAAGGCUCUCAACGCCACUGGCGGUGUUGAGAUUGCUGCUAUCCCCAAGUAA
This is a messenger RNA of Cryptococcus amylolentus CBS 6039, 1110 nucleotides long. RefSeq lists its product as hypothetical. The coding region runs from base 1 to 1110 and encodes 369 amino acids. Lineage: Eukaryota; Fungi; Basidiomycota; Tremellomycetes; Tremellales; Cryptococcaceae. Gene Ontology annotation, biological process: mitochondrial phosphate ion transmembrane transport. The record is from RefSeq and is a predicted model, not a curated record. Gene Ontology annotation, molecular function: phosphate transmembrane transporter activity. The transcript is spliced from 5 exons. Gene Ontology annotation, cellular component: mitochondrial inner membrane.